Molecule: messenger RNA, 2842 nt
Organism: Schizosaccharomyces japonicus yFS275
Lineage: Eukaryota; Fungi; Ascomycota; Schizosaccharomycetes; Schizosaccharomycetales; Schizosaccharomycetaceae
Product: actin-like protein Arp5
Exons: 2
Coding region: 395-2560 (721 amino acids)
Biological process (GO): chromatin remodeling
Cellular component (GO): nucleus; Ino80 complex
Molecular function (GO): non-sequence-specific DNA binding, bending; nucleosome binding; enzyme regulator activity
Source: RefSeq, a predicted model, not a curated record
CAAAUGGACGCCCACACAAUAAUCGAAACAGAGUAUAUGGAAUAUGGUAAAAAGCGAAACAAAAGCAGGAGUUGCCCUUGCAAGUCAUCAUAGAAUUUAAUAAAACAGCACGGCAAUGAACUAUAACCGUUUUUUUCAUGAAAACUUAUUUCAGUAAGUUCUUCUCGUUGAGAUUCAUUUGUUUCACUCCACCACGUGCAGUGUGGUAGAGUCUUUUAAAACACGAAAACAAUUCGAAAUACUAGCUUCGGAUAAAACUUUGGCUACAAUUUCCUACUAGUAUAUCACCUCUUGUCGGGCUUCCAUAUUGACUUCUUAAAAUUGCAGUAACUUGUGUGCUUGGGGUGAUCUUUUUCCCUUUAGAAAUUUUGUCUAGAAUACACAGCACAUCUCAAUGUCCGUUUUUCCAGUCCGGGAAUUAACUUUCCCUGGACCUUUAGAGAUUCAAAAGCCACCAGCUAGUAAUCUCCCUUUAGUUAUCGACAACGGUUCUUGUCAAUUACGUGCAGGGUGGGGCGGCGAACAAGAGCCUAGGUUAGUAUUUGACAACCUUGUCUCCCGGUAUCGUGACAGAAAACUUUCUCGUACUUCCACUCUUGUUGGUUACGAUACACUUAUUGAGCCUGGUGCUCGUUCAAUCGCAAAGUCACCCUUUGAAAAUGGUUUAAUCAACAAUUGGGACGUUUUUGAGAUGGUCAUGGAUUACACGCUUCUCAAACUUGGUGUUAAGAGUCUUGAUCAUCCAGUAUGUAUGACUGAGCCAUUACUGAAUCCCAGGUACAAUAGGUUGACAAUGACUGAGUUAAUGUUUGAACUGUAUAAUGCACCUAGUGUUUCAUAUGGUAUUGACAGUAUGUUCUCUGCAUAUCAUAAUCUUGGGGAUAAUGCAAGCGGGAUUGUCUUGGACUUCGGUAACUCAGCAAGUAGUGUCAUCCCUUUCAUAAAUGGUCAUGGAGUUUUAUCUAAAGCAAAACGCAUAUCUUGGGGUGGUUCACAAGCGGCCUCAUACUUAUUAAAUUUGUUUCAGCUAAAAUAUCCAUCAUUUCCCUUAAAAAUGGUUCCAAGUCAAGCUCAGCUCCUAUUUCACGAUCAUUGUCGGGUCUCACCUGAGUUCAUUUCAGAAAUAAAGGUUGCUCUCAAUCGUGACUAUCUUGACAAAAACGAUAUAAUCGUUCAAUUCCCGUAUCAAGAGGCACUAGCUCAUGAGCGGAGUGAACAAGAGUUAGCUCGUAUCGCUGAACGCAAGCGUGAGAGUGGUCGUCGUCUCCAAGCACAAGCUGCUGAGAAGAGAAGAGAAAAGCAAGCAGAGCGUGAGCGUGAAUUGGAGUCCGCGCUUGAAUUGCAAAAAGAAAGUUUGACUCUUCCUCAGCGUGCGUAUCAAAAAGCACUUGAAAAGGCUGGGUUCGCAGAUGAUUCCGAGCUUGCUUCCCAUAUCCGAACAUUGCAAACGAGAAUACGUAAAUCACAGCAUAGCCAAACACACGAGGACACAGAUGCCGCCUCGGAAACAACCGAAGUUGAUUCAAUCAACGAGAAUUCAUUUCCUCUUUUAAGCAUUCCCGAUGAUCAAUUAAGUGAAAACGAAUUGCGACAGAAGCGUCACCAACGACUUAUGAAAGCGAAUUAUGAUGCACGGAUUCGCGCCAAGGCAGAGAAGGCUAAGGAGCUGGCGGCUGAACAACAGCGAUUAGAGGAAGAUAGAAGGCUCCGAGAAGAAGAGUUUCCUAUAUGGGUCACUCAAAAACGUGAACAGUAUUCCAAACUGCUCUACAAAUUAUCUGAGAAUAAGCGCUUACGUAAAGAAUUGAAUGAUCGCAAGUCGCAUGCUUCCCAAAUGCGGAUGAAAAACCUAGCCAACUUAGUCAGUGAACGUCCGACUCAUAAACGCCGCCGUCGGACUAACCAAGAAGAUAACUUUGGUGCCAAUGACGAAGAUUGGAGUGCAUACCGCGAUGUUAUGACUGCUGACCAACUUGACAGCGAAAUUGAACGGCUUAUGGAAGAAAUAUACGCUCUUGAAAAACAGCUUUUAGAGUAUGACACUGAGUUUACUGACGAACAGACUUACGAUGUUGUACAUGACCCUAAAAAAACUCUUAUAUAUGCAUACACACAUGGUAAUACGGAUUACGACUCAUCAAACGUGGCCCAAAACUAUCAGCUUCAUCUUAAUGUUGAACGUAUCCGUGUACCUGAAAUUGUUUUCCGUCCAUCCAUAGCGGGUUUGGAUCAAGCUGGUGUGAUUGAAAUCAUUCGUACCAUGCUUCAAGAUACUGAAUUGAAUGUUGACAACAAACUCAUGAGUAACAUUUUGCUCACUGGUGGUAUGUCUUUACUUCCGGGUUUUGUUGAGCGUAUAAAAAACGAAUUAAAAGCGAUCCUUCCUACAGGAACUGCAUUAAAUGUGAAACGGGCUCAAGAUCCUUCGCUCGAUGCUUGGAAAGGUGCUUCAUCUUGGAGCGUGACUGAGAAAUUCAAGCAAAGUUGUAUAACGAGAGAGGAAUUUACAGAAAAAGGUAUGGAUUACAUAAAGGAGCAUGCUCUCGGUAAUCCUGUCUAAAAACUGGUUGCUGUACGUAACAACCGUCUCUUGGACACGAUUUUCCAUCUAGCCAAUUCAGCUGGGCGAUGAUAUCUCGUUUAAUGAAAAGUAAAAUGAUUGAAUAUGGCUAAAGUCUGAAUUUUCAUAUUAUUGCUAUUAGAAGAACAAAAUGUUACCAUUGUGUAUUAAAUUUACAGACAGAAAAUUAGGUCAUUAUUCUUUUUCUUUAAAUUUACAGUUAUUGGUAAAGUAGGUAUUUUUAAUAUUUAAAUACCCAAAUUCUCUGGUCUUCUUUAAACA